AUGGCCCCGGAGCUUUUCGCCAGAGCUCUUGCGUUUAACGACACAAAGGAGAAAGCGGGCAGCAAGAGAUCGGAUUCAUUGGAUAAGAAGUCGCGCAUCUCAACGGAGAAAGCACUGCCACCUCGCCCGACACCUCAUCCGCUGAUGUCAAAUCCUCUUCCACCUCCGCCCACGGAACCGAAGCGAUAUGCCGUCAACGUCAACAUCAACAAGAGCAUGAUUUUCGACGAUGAGAUGAUCAACGCUGUCAGUUCACUUCGAGGUAACGAUACUCCCCGCAGUAGUGGUACGCCUCGUGAUCGUAAGCCGCAAUAUAAGUUCGAGGAAUACAUCCCUCCUACUGCGAAACCUCCGCCAGUCAUCAUCUCGCAGCCAACGCCGACCACGGAGAAGCGAAACUCCGAGUAUGAAUUGAGCCAGUUUCCGAACCGAAGGAACUCUGCGGAUACCGUCUCGAUAGCCGACGACAACAGCUCAAAGGGGUGUGAUUCAGAACCCCCAUCUCCCAUUGUCGAGACUCUUUCUAGACUGGAGAGCAAGGCCCCGCAACUACCAUUGCCUGACCUGCCGCCUCCAAGUCCAAGCUUCAGCUUCCGUUCCUACGACUGGUACCAAGACAUCAUAGGCGAUCAGCCAAAUGGCGAGCCGGCGACACCAACGCUGCCUUCGCGUAACCCUGCACGUACACCAACACAAUCCACAUUCCCUAAACCACUAUCUCUUUCUCCAAAGAAGACCAAGCCCGCCGACCUGGCCAAUCUGGACUCGAGUCUUAUUCCAGCACCACUUUCACCUGCUGCACCUCCUGCUGCUUCAGGUUUGCUUUUGCACCCAAGCUCAGCGGCCUUACCCAGUCCCACGAGCCCCAAUUUUCGUUUAUCACCAACUGUUUAUACACCGCCGUCGCGACAAUCACCACCUAUACCACCAACAGCACCGCUUCGAAGCUCAGCACGGGCCUCUACACAGAGCACCAUGACCCGUGCUACGCACGAUUCCCGAAGCUGGCUACCAGAUGAUGGACUCUAUCUUGCUGAAGAGGGCGACGAGUAUGCCGAAUACAAAACUUACCAUCGGCCCAGCGAGGACAGCAGACCGACAAGCUACUCGCCUUUAACUUGA
This is a messenger RNA of Alternaria postmessia, 1122 nucleotides long. RefSeq lists its product as uncharacterized. Bases 1 to 1122 code for a protein of 373 amino acids. The transcript has a single exon. Lineage: Eukaryota; Fungi; Ascomycota; Dothideomycetes; Pleosporales; Pleosporaceae. The record is from RefSeq and is a predicted model, not a curated record.